AUGGAACAUAAAAAACCUCAUACAUUGCUCGAAACCACAUGGCAUGGAACAAAUUUGGCUUGUGAUAAUCAGGCUGAAACAAUGAUAAUCAAUGAAUGGUCACAUAAUGCGUCACCUCUAAAAUUAUAUAACGGUCGUCUGGUGUCAUUGUACCGAAUUCGAAAGCGUUACUUUGGCUAUACUCAAGUUGAAUUGUUAUAUAAAGGAAAUCCACUGAAACCGCAAUCAUUUCAUCAACUACAAUAUAAAACGUAUCUGAGAAACACUGAUUAUCUCGUUGGACAAUGUAUCUAUGAGAAUCAUAAUAAUAAUCGAACAAUUCAUUAUGGUCAAACAGUCAAUAGUGAAUUGUGUACUAUUUACAUCAUGUAUUUAUCCGUAGAUAAUAUGGAUAAAUCCAUUCAAAAAUGUUGGAAUAAUAAUUAUCCUACAUUAACACGUUUUACUCGUACUAAUGACGUUAAUUUUGCUGUGGCUAGCUAUUAUUUUUGGUUGCAUCAUUAUGCGUAUGUUUUGAACAGGAAAACGUCAAAUAUUGUGUCCAAAUGUGAAUGUACAGUAAUAUUUUGUCAUUUAGGACAAAUCCGUGGACUAGUCAAUAUGAAACCAAUUUCACCGUGGAAAAAUUUAUCUGCUAGUAGAGGAAAUCAAAAAGGUGCAGAUAGAAAACGUGCAGAUAGAAAAAACAGCAGUGGUGGAGAACAAUUAACUAGUUGUAUGGAAAACGAUAUUAAUAUGCAGCACUAA
Didymodactylos carnosus is the source of this 747-nucleotide messenger RNA. The record is from the annotation of a GenBank genome assembly. Lineage: Eukaryota; Metazoa; Rotifera; Eurotatoria; Philodinida; Philodinidae.